Messenger RNA from Hypanus sabinus (Atlantic stingray), 7156 nucleotides. It is a transcript of the gene slc5a12, whose product is annotated as solute carrier family 5 member 12. The transcript is spliced from 15 exons. Gene Ontology annotation, molecular function: symporter activity. Gene Ontology annotation, cellular component: membrane. Gene Ontology annotation, biological process: sodium ion transport; transmembrane transport. The coding region runs from base 281 to 2197 and encodes 638 amino acids. The record is from RefSeq and is a predicted model, not a curated record. Lineage: Eukaryota; Metazoa; Chordata; Chondrichthyes; Myliobatiformes; Dasyatidae.
GCAGGUUUAACAGUAAUUUAGUAAAUCUUACAGUGCUUUUGUAAGUACAUUAUCUGUUGUCAAUCAUCAUUGACAGAUCUAUUACUAUGUCAGCAAACUACUUCUUGUCCUUUGGUCCAUACCACUGGAAAGGCAACUUCUGAAAGGGAACUGAUCAGAGCAGACACUAGGCGAGGAAGCAUUACCCAAUAAUGAGUCAGGUUGAUUAUUGCUCUGUGAAGUUUAUCUCUGAAAAAAAAACAAUACAAUUUACCUGAUCUAGUUUUUAAAUUAAAAAAAAAUGACUCAGUUUGAAAAUCCACUUUUAGGAACCUUUAUAUCUUGGGAUUAUGUUGUUUUUGCAUUGCUCUUCGUUAUUUCUUCAGGGAUCGGUGUCUUCUUUGCAAUCAAGGAACGAAAAAAUGCAACCUCCCGAGCUUUUUUGGUGGGUGGGAGACAGAUGGUUUGUGUUCCAGUGGCUCUCUCGCUCACUGUCAGCUUCAUGUCUGCGAUCACUGUGUUGGGCGUUCCCGCAGAGGUUUAUCGCUACGGUGCUUCUAUCAUCCUCUUCUGCUUUGCCUUCAGUUUUGUUGUUGUCCUCGCAGCUGAACUCUUCCUGCCAGUCUUUUAUAGAUCUGGAAUUACAAGCACAUAUGAGUACUUGGAGCUGAGAUUUAAUAGAAUGGUUCGCGUUGCUGCUACAAUUAUAUACAUUCUGCAAACUAUUCUCUAUACAGGGGUUGUGGUCUAUGCACCAGCUUUGGCACUGAAUCAAGCGACUGGUUUUAAUCUGUGGGGAUCAGUAUUUGCAACAGGAAUUAUUUGUACCUUCUAUUGCACCCUGGGUGGUUUGAAGGCUGUGGUGUGGACAGAUGUUUUCCAGAUGAUUGUGAUGGUGUUGGGAUUUUUAACAGUUCUCAUUCAGGGAACUAUUCAAUUGGGAGGAAGUAGCAACAUGUGGAAGAUUGCAAGGAAUGGCCAAAGGCUCAAUGUAUUUGACUUUUCAGUCGAUCCUCUGAGGAGACAUACCUUUUGGACACUGAUAGUAGGAGGCACAUUCACUUGGCUGGGAGUCUAUGGAGUGAAUCAGUCAAUAGUCCAAAGAUGCAUCUCAUGCAAGUCAGAAAGACAUGGUAAAAUGGCACUGUACCUGAACUUGCUUGGACUCUGGGUGAUCAAUGUCUGUGCAGUGUUCUCAGGGCUGGUUAUGUACGCCUUUUACGUAAACUGUGAUCCGUGGACUGCAGGAUUUAUUUCAGCAUCAGACCAAUUAAUGCCAUAUUUUGUUCUGGAAAUACUGGGGCACCUUCCAGGACUGCCUGGACUCUUUGUGGCCUGUGCAUUUAGUGGCACACUCAGUACGGUUGCUGCCAGUAUUAAUGCACUUGCAACAGUAACAUACGAAGACUUCAUUAAACAAUGUUUCCCCAAUGUGUCAGACAAGAUGAGCACUUGGAUCAGUAAAGGCUUGUGCAUUGUAUUUGGUGUUGUCUGUACAUCAAUGGCAGCUGCAGCAUCUUUGAUGGGAGGCAUUAGUCAGGCUGCGCUCAGUAUUCAUGGCAUGUGCGGUGGCCCCAUGCUUGGAUUGUUUUCACUGGGGAUUUUAUUUCCUUGUGCAAACUGGAUCGGUGCCUUCGGAGGAUUAGCUGUUGGAAUAUUUUUAUCCUUCUGGCCUGCAAUCGGUGGAUUUGUUUAUCCUGCAUCUGCAUCAAGAACGCUGUCCUUACAUUUAAGUACCAAUGGUUGCUUGCCAAUGGACAUCUUGGAAUCAUUAUCCACACAAUCGCCGACCCUAACUCCUCAAGAGGGAGACAGAUCUACUCUGGCGGACGGCUGGUAUUCUCUCUCAUAUCUGUACUACAGUCCUCUAGGAUGCUUGGGCACAUUGAUUGCAGGGCUUCUCAUAAGCUUCAUGUCAGGAUCCAACGACACUACUACUGUGAGACCAACACUCGUCAGACCGGUCUCCAAUCUGUUUUGCUUUUGGUCACAUAAAUUUGGAAAGAGGUGUGGGUCUGGAAUUCAGUACAGACCGAAAAGCAAUGCAGAGGCCAACAAAGAAAAUACGGUAUCCGAUAACAAACAGAUAAUGGACACAUCAACAGGAAAGGAGCUUAAUGAUGUGUACAAUCAGGAAUCAAAGAAACUUCCAUCUAUCUAUAUCACUGAACAACGUACUCAUUUUAAUUUUGGAUUUAUCAAAGAAACAUAUUUUUAAUUCCAGACUAGAUUACAAUAAAGCUCAAGCUAUAAAUAGAAAAUCAUUCUGUUAUUACUCUAAACACUGAAAAUAUCAUUCUGGCUAAACUAUCACUGAAAACCAUUAGCUUCACCAUGGUUAAUAAGCCAAGUGCAAAAACUACUAUCUAGCCAUUAACUUUGUGAAGCUUACCAAUUCAACCUUGACCUCAGUAGGAAUGGAAUAGGGUUCGAUAAGCUCCAACCAUAUUUCAAUGGAAUAUUGAACUUUUAAAAAGAGCAUUUUUCAAAUAACAAAAAUAUUGAAAACAUAAUUUCCCUUUCUUCACCAUAACAAAUCAACAAGCCUUUACUCUAUAGAAUUUAACAAUAAAGCAAGCUGGAAAGUGCAUGACAAUUUACAGUAUGUUCCUGAAAUUCUGGUUGCCAUUCUAAAUACUCAAUUUUUCUAUUCAAUUCACCUCUUCUGAGAUAAUUUCCCCUCUGAUUUGGCUGAUCUUUCUCACCAAUGUAGAAUACAACACCAGAAAAAGUGUGAUCCCCCAGUGGCCACCUUCUUCAAUUCUAUUCCCCAUUCCCAUUCUGACGUGCAAGUCCAUGGCCUCACAUACUGCUGAGAUAAGGCCACAUUCAGGUUGGAGAAGCAACACCUUUUAUUCCAUCUGGGUAGCCACCAACUUGAUGGCAUGAACAUCGAUUUCUUGAACUUCCAGUAAUUGCCCCCCCCCACACACACCCCUUCUUCACCAUUCCCAUUCCUGUUUCCUCUCUCGCCUCAUCUCUUAACAUGCCUAUUACCUUUCACUGGGUGCUCCUCCACCUUCCUUUCCUUCCAUAGUCUUCCACCCUCUCUGAUCAGAUACCCCAGACAAAUAAUGAGAGCAGACAAAUAAUGGAACCAGGAGUCAGUCACUCAGUUUCUCAAACUUGCUCCACCAACCAAUACAACAUUGUCAAGAGAAAAUUUGGUCUCUUCAUCUAUGCCACCUCGCAGCACCAUCAAAUAUCCCCCUCCCCCACUUAAUAUUCUCUAUAAUCUAUUUUUCUCAUCAAUUACACCACUAACCUACAUAGGGAAUAAAUCUACAGAUGGCAAUUAAUCUACCCAAUCUGUAUGUCUUUGGGAUGCGUAGGACGAAUACUUGGAGGAAACCCACAUAGUCACUGGGAGAACGUAAAAACUACAUACAGCAAGCACUUGAGGUCAUGAGUGAAUUGGAGUCACUGGAACUAUAAGGCAACACCUUGACUAGAGAUGCCACUUACAUCGUGCCUCAACAUCUCAAAGCACUUAAGCAAGUUCUGAUCAAUAUCUAUACACAGAAAAAAAAACUUGCAAUGUUGACAAAGGUUGUGAGGUUAGAAAUGUUCAGAGGUCACAGAACCAUGCUGUCCAAACUCAUACAAGCCAAGAAAAAAUGUUGUAAACAUAUCAUUAACAGCAAAAAUUGUUGUAAUGCCAGUGUAAAGUCAUUAUUCUUUUAUUAAUGAGGAUAAAGACAAUAUAAACAUGUGACAUUAUUCAUAGUAGGAUUGCAUAUUUGGUGAUGAGGCAGAAUGGGCUGGGGAGGGGGUUAUGGGGAAGAAGUGCUGAAAUCAGCAUUUAAUCAUUUUAUUCCAUAUACCGUGCCUAGCCACACUGUAGAUUUAGAAAGAAAAUAUUAAUAUGUGUAAUACUUGUAUUUUCAUUACAAAGAGGAAUAAAGUCAGAAGGUAUUGAUUAGAUAUGUUAUUGGUUUCAACCACCCAGCUCAGAUGACAGCCAUAGAAACUUAUUACCAGCUUCUGUUUACAUAUACCUAGAUAGAACAAUCAACUUGAGAUCAUAGGAACCCGUUGGGCAAUAAUAUUAAAUUACUUCAAGAGGAAAUAAAGCAAAAUAAUACUUACACAACUGACAACAAUAUUAUGUAAAUUGAUUUUAGUAUCACCUGCUUAGAGAUGAGUGAAUUAUUCCUGCUUUGGUCCCAAGAAAUCCAAUCUAUUUAUAUUAACAUCAAAACACUGCAUUCCCUGUAAGAGUAAAUAAUAUUUCAGUUAUGCUGCUAUGCAGAAAGUCACAAAACAUUAACUUAUUUUUAAAUUUGAAUUAUAUGUGUUUCCAUCGAAGUCAUCUCCGUGGAUUUGAACAAUAAAUCCAGGAAGUACUGGGGAGGUACACUGAUUCUAGGAUUCUCAUUUCUAAGAUGAGGUUUUCUUGAUUACCCUCUCAGUGGGAUACAAAAUGUCUCAUUGUAUGAUGUAAGAAGGGAUCAAUGUGUUGGCCAACAUUUAUUCCUCAUCAAACAUCACCAAAGACAGACCAUCACUGUUCAGAAUCUUAACUGGACCACCCAGUUUCAUAGUGUGGCUACAAGAACCUAUCAGAGGUUGUAUUUUGCAAAGCUUAUCUGCCUAUAACAAACAGCUAAGAUAGUGUGGAAAAUGCUCCAACUAUUAGGAAGAGCACUACACCCACAGGACAAUAAGACCCAUAAGAUAUAGGAGCAGAAGUAGGCCACUGGGCCCAUCGAGUCUCUCUACCAUUUCAUCAUGGUUGAUCCAGUUUUCCUCUCAGCCCCAAUUUCAGUCUUCUCUUCAUAUCCCUUCAUGCCCUACCAAUAAAGAAUCCAUAAAUCUCUGCCUUAAAUAUACAUAAAAACUUGGCCUCCACAGGUUCACCACUCUCUGGCUAAAGAAAUUUCUCCUUAUCUCUGUUCUGAAAGGAUGCCCCUGUAUUCUGUGGCGGUGUGUUCUGGUCUUAGACUCUCCCACCGUAGGAAGCAUCCUCUCCACAUCCUCUCUAUCAAAGCCAUUCAAUAUGUUUCAAUGAGGUCAGCCCUCAUUCUUCCGAAUUCUAGAAUUCCAGAGCCAACAAACACUCUUCAUAUAACGAGCCAUUCAAUUCUCGAUUCAUUUUCAUAAAACUCCCUUGAACCCUCUCCAGUUUCAGCAUAUUCUUUCUAAGGGGUCCAAACCUGUAAGUGAGGCCUCACCAGUGCUUUAUAAAGUUCCAACAUUACAUUCUUGCUUUUAUAUUCUAGUCCUAUUGAAAUGAAUGCUAACAUCACAUUCUCCAGUGUCGUUUUCCAAUGGUCCAAUAUCUACUCUUGCCUCUCUUUUACACUUUAUGUAUCUGAAGAAACCUCUGGUAUUUUCUUUAGUAUUAUUGGCUAGCGUAAAUUCAUAUUCCAUCCUUACCACAUUAAUUACAUUUUUAGUUGCCUUCUGUUGGUUUUUAAAAGCUUCCCAAUCCUCUAGCUUCCUGCUAGUUUUUGAUAUAUUAAAUGCCCUCUCUUUGGCUUUUAUGUUGGCUUUGAUUUCUCUUGUUGGUUGUGCCAUCUUUCCUUUAGAAUACUUCUUCCUCUUUAGGAUGUGUACAUCCUGUGCAGUCUGAAUUGCUUCCAGAAAUUCCAGCUAUUGCUGAUCUGCCAUCAUCCCUGUCAGAUUCUGUGAUGCCUACAACAUCAUACCUCCCAAUCUGCACGGUGCUGCUAGUUCAAUUACUUUAUUCCAUAUAUUGCGUGCAUUCCGAUACAACACCUUCAGUCCUGUAUUCACCCUUUUUGAUUUUGUGCAUCUUUUAUGGUGCAACUCAUCCUGUUGACUGCAAUUUUGCCCAAUUCAACACCAUCCAAAAUCCAAUUGAUUGGUGCCUUAUUUCUCUACUUCAGCAUGCACUGCCUCCAUUGCUAUGGUAUAGUGUUCAAGUUUGCACUAUCUAAAAAAAAGGACUACAGCCAUUCACUAAGGUUUCUUGAAAAUCAUGACCCAAUAGAGGAAUCUCUACCACUUAGUUUACAAAAUAUCUAUGUCCCUCAAUUUAUAUACAAUUCUUCCUGGAAAUCUAUCACCUCUUGAUUAAAGCACUCCAAUAUUCUCACCCAACAGCUCACCACCAGCUUCUCAUGGACUGACAAUAAUAGAUCGAGUAACAACACUCCUGUAUGCAAAUAAAUAUAUUCAUAAAAUUGUGGAGCAAUUUUGCCCUUUGUCCUAUCUAGUCCAUGACAACCUAUCUUUCUGCCAGUCCCCAUCUACCCACAUUUAGAUCCUACCUUCUCAUCAUUAAUGCAUUGAUCUACUUUGUAACUGAGACCCUGUAAUGUUACUUUCUGCAACAUCCUUGAGUUCUUGUUUUACGAAUCCUACAUAUUUUUUAUUCAUCAAUGUCUGACUUCACAUCAAGUAUGCAACUGUUUUCAGUCUUCAUAUCUUUGAUUAUUGACAAAAUAACAAACUGUUUUCAGGCAGGAAAAUACAUAUCUGUUGAAGCUUUUUUAAAAAAACUUUCAAAUAUUUAUCCACAAAUAGAAGGAGGGUAAACAGGGAUAAAAUUAAAUAACUUAAAAUUAAUUUUUAAUGGAUCAAGACAGAAUGGGAAAGGAUUCCAUUGCCCCUCCAGCCUCAUCUCCUCCAAAGGCACUCUGUCACUUUCUUGCUGACUUAAUAAUACAAUCAAAAUCUUACAGAUAUUAAUAUCCAUAAUUUUGAUGAAGAAAGUAGUGUGUUUCCUACCUGUUCUGUGCUUGUAGCCUUCUCCAAGUUCCUUGCCCAAUAGGAAGACGUAUCUAUCAAUCAUGAUAAGUCCUGGUUCAGCAAUCUGCUUAAAGGAAAGCAGUAUCAAGAGUUGAAACAUAUUUGUAAGUAGUCGAUUUAUUUGGGAACAUCAAGGGAGGAGUGAAUUGGCAGACAGAUUAAAAAAUGGAACAUUCUUCACAUUCUAAAUUUUACUGCGUCUUGGUAAUACUUCUAUCAUACUUGUAAAAUAAUCACCACAGAAACUCCAGUGGGGUCAUUCUUACUCUUGGCUAUUAGGCUCUAUAAUGAGUCAACCUGUAGCAGGGUGAGUGAUGACCGCCUCCUGUUAGACUGUUUGAGGUAACUUAUUUUUUAGUUUUUCUUACUUCUCUUUUAAAUUUGUAUAUCUGUGCACUUGUAAUGAUAUUGUAACACUGUAAUUUCCUUUGGAAUCAAUAAAUUAUCUAUCUGUCUUGCA